Messenger RNA from Antechinus flavipes (yellow-footed antechinus), 8177 nucleotides. RefSeq lists its product as uncharacterized. The transcript is spliced from 17 exons. The record is from RefSeq and is a predicted model, not a curated record. Lineage: Eukaryota; Metazoa; Chordata; Mammalia; Dasyuromorphia; Dasyuridae. Bases 2913 to 4706 code for a protein of 597 amino acids.
GAUCUUUGGGGCAAAGAAGAGUAGAUUUGUUAUGCCUGUGACAUAUAAUGACUGAGGGACAAUGGGCAAAUGGUACUUAACCUCCCAGUGCUCCAUAAGACUUUUUUAAUCUGUGAAGUUGGUGAUCUUCAUGUGACUAAAUCCUAAAUUCCUAAGUGGGAGUGAAGUCAUGAAGUUUGCUAGGUCUAUGAAAUCCCAGGCCAGAUUUUUUUUUAAUAAUAGCUUUUUAUUUUCAAAAUACAUGCAAAGCUAGUUAAUAUUCAUUCUUGCAAAAUUUUGUGUCCCAAAUUUUUCUCCCUCCCUUCUUUUCUCCCCCAGACAGCAAGUAAUCUAAUGUAGACUGAAAAUGUGCAGUUCUUCCAUACAUAUUGCCACAAUUAUCAUGCUGCAAACACAUACAAAAAAAAAAAAAGAUCAAAAAGAAAAAAAUGAGAAAGUUAAAAAAAAAUCAAGCAAACAACAAAAAGGUGAAAAUAUGCUGUGAUCCACAUUCAGUCCCCAUUAUCUUCUCUCUGGAAGCAGACAGCUUUCUCCAUCACACUGGAAUUGACCUGAAUCAACUCACUAUUGAAACCACAUCCAUCAAAGUUGAUCAUCAUAUAAUCUUGCUGUUGCCAUGUACAAUGAUCAUCUGGUUCUAAUCACUUCACUCAGCAUCAGUUCAUGUAAGUCUCUCCAGGUUUUUCUGAAAUCAGUCUGCUUGUCUUAUAGAACAACAAUAUUCCAUAACAUUCAUAUAUCAUAACUUAUUCAGCCAUUCUUCAACUGAUGGGCAUCCACUCAAUUUCCAGGUCCUUAUCACUACAAAAAGGCCUGCUACCAGCAUUUUUGCAUUUAUGAUCUCUUUGGGAUACAGACCCAGUAGAAAUACUGCUGGAUCAAAGAAUAUGUACAGUUUGAUAGCCCUAUGGGCAUAGCUCCAAAUUGUUCUCCAGAAUGGUUGAAUCAGUUCACAACUCCACCAACAAUGUAUUAGUGUUCCAGUUUUCCUACAUCUGCUCCAAUAUUCAUUGUUUUCUAGUUAUUCUAGCCAGUCUGAGAGGUAUGUAGUGGUACUUCAGAGUUGUCUUAAUUUGCAUUUCUCUAAUCUAUACUUAUUUGGAGCAUUUUUCCAUAUUAAUAGAAAUGACUAAUUUCUUCACCAGAAAAUUGUUUGUUCAUUUCCUUUGGCCAUUUAUCAAUUGGAGAAUGGCUUGUAUUCUUAUAGAAGUGAGUCAAUUCUCUAUAUUAUAAAUGAGGCCUUUAUCAGAAGAUAUAAACUUUUCCCCCCCAGUUUUCUGCUUCCCUCUUUACCUUGGCUGAAUUGGUUUUAUUCAUACAUAAACUUUUUAAUUUAAUAUAAUCAAAAUUAUUCAUUUUACAAUUCAUCAUGUUCGCUGGUUCUUCUUUGGCCAUAAAUUCCUUCCUUCUCCACAGGUUUGAAAGGUAGACUAUCCCUUGUUCUUCUAAUUUGCUUAUAGUAUCACCUUGUAUGUCUAAAAUCAUAAAUCCAUCUUGAUCUUAUCUUGGUAUAGGGUGUUAGGUGUUGGUCAAUACCUAGUUUCUGCCAGGCCCAGAUUUUUAAAUCUGGCCACCCCUGUGCACUUUUCCUGGCAAUCUUCCACGUUUAUAAUUUUCUUCUUUCUCAUCUCUUCCAGACUCAAUUAAAAUCCCACUUUUUCCAAACUCCCUUAGUCAAAUGUCUUUUAUUAUUAUUAUUACCAUCAUCACUCCAAUAUAUUCCGUAUCUUGUUUGUCCAUAGUGGUUUACUUAUAAUCUCCCUCCUAAGACAUGAGCUCCUUGAAAGCAGGGGAAUUCUCUAUUGCUUUUUCCCCCCCUGGUAAUUGCAGCACUUUAGCACACAAGGCCUAGGCCUUGGAAGGCACUUAAUAAAUAAAUACUUGUAGGCUUAAUUAAGCUCUAAGGUCCAUGAAGCCAGACUAGCUUGGCUUCCCUACUAGCUGGGUGACCCUGUGAUGGAGCAAACUAUUGCAGAAUCUUUGUCAAGAAAAGUCAACCUAGGAUCACCCGAAGGGUCGGGCUGAAAUGAGUAAUUCUUGAGCACACAGCAGACACGUAAUAGAUAUUAAACAGAAUGGUACAUCAACUCGAGGCCUCAAGACCCAUGGUUGUGUGACCCUCCUACGGGGAGAAUCGCAGGCCGAGGAUCUAGGUUUAACUCGGUAAAAGGGGUGCUCGCGGGUCCCGAGGUAUAUGGGAAGAGAGUAAGAAGCUCUCAUGAAGCCUUGCCCGGCUCAUUGGUCAUGUGACCCAAACUUUGCUCCUCCCUACUCUCCCCACCCCACUACGUGCCUCGAUGCUUCCUCCGGAAACAGUGGAGGUGGGUCACGAUAGCCCACCCAGGCCAGUCCCGCACUCUAGUUUCCGUACCCUCCCAGUUGUUGCCUGAGGGCGCCAACCUAAAUCAAUAGGCUAUUUUCUAUUCUAUAGGACGUCGCAGAGUCCCCAGGAAAUCGAAGGGAGGGAGGAAGACCUUCCUACCCAAAUCGAAAAUGGCCGCCCCGGCGACGAAGAUGAUGGCUGCUUCCGUGCCCAUCUUGCCCGCCUUUGCCAAGAUCCAAAAUGGCCGGAGGGAGCGUCAGUCUAGGCAGAGCGAGUAGCUCUUUUCCGGGCCCAUUUAACGAGUAGGUGGAGUCCCGAGCACGCGUCCCGGGCCUAGUCAGGCCACGCCCCUGAAGGAAGUGACGGUUGAUAGCGGAAAGCCAUCGGUGCCGCGGGAAUUGAAAGUUGCGGAGAGCGGUGAUAACUAACUUGGAGGUACUGACGGCGCAGGAAGAGAGAAGGGGGCUCCUGGGGUGCAGAAGAAAGAAAAGGCGGAGGCGGCACGAUCGUCCCGUCAGACCGACCGCUAAGUGAACGAGGACGCGGGCGUCCGUCGGGCGGUGUCUGAGGAGCUGGGCGAAAGGAUACCAUGGGACCUGGAAAAGAAGCCAGUGAAGAAAGUGUGAUUUUAAUUAGUGACGAUGAGACAGAUGCUGAAACUACCUUAGGGAAUUCUGUUGUGGUGAUUGAUUCUUCUGAUAUACAAGAAGAUAAAUCUGAUCUAGAAGAGAAGAAAUCUGAAGAAAUUGUAGAUGAGGAAUCUGGACUAGUGGUUACUUUCUGUAAAAAAGGGAUGGUGAUGCCACAUGCAAGAUAUGACUGUAUGACUCACCCUUUUGAACGAACAGAGAAUGAGACGUGUAUUCCUGUUAAGCAAAAUUCAGAUAUGUGUGGUCAGUGCUACUGCUAUGUUUGUGAUAAACUAGCAUCAAAGUGUCAGUAUUGGACGACUUCUUCUUCUUGCCAUUGCAAUGCCCAUAACAAAAGUAAAUUUUGGAAGGAUCAGCGAAAUUUUACUUUGACUGGUGUUCUUGUAAUUUUUAACUUGGAACCUGCUGAGAUAGAUGCAGAUCUCCGUCAUGGGGGAGAGCUUCUGUUUAAAUUUCUUCGAGAGCUUUCUAUACAGUAUAACAACUAUCUUUCUGGAGAAAUUGUUUUGAGUCUUCAGGACUGUGUGUGUCCCUCAAAACAGACACCUGGCCAAUGUAGUGUCUGCAGCCGACUUCAAAAUGAGAUUAUAUAUAGGUAUUCAGAUGUUUUCAAUUUGGUAACUUCAUUUAUAAAUAAAGCAGAAAAAGAGAAGCCUAAAACUGCCGCUAUUAUGUUGUUGGGAGCAGCCAGGGAAAUAGCACUGCACAAGGAUCCUGCUCAGCCCUGGCAAAAUCUUGGACCAUCUGAGUCUUUGAAAUUGGCUGUACCUUUUCUCAUGUCAAGGAUUACCAAAAACCUCCAAAGGAUGCUUGUACUCAGUGAUUUUCCUAAACAACUUUAUGAAAAAUUCAUUGGCUUUUUCCAGACAAUUCCUCUUCCCCCUUAUUGUUUUAAGUUCACAAAUUGCCUGAAUGUUCCAUCAUGGGAUCACAGAUUACUAACUACGGUUUUAAAAGGCCAGAACAUUACUGGUGAACAAAAAAAGAAUGGAAAGAAGGAAUUCCUCUGGGAAGUUCUUAAUGUGAUAAAGGCUAGAACUGAAAAAAUGGAGAGUAUGGGACGGUACAAAGAACUAGUUCGCUAUUUGAAAGCAGUAAAGUGUAAUGAAGGCGUUGGGUUAAGGGAUCUUAGAGACAAGAUUCCUUUCUACUUGUGCAAAAGUGGUGAUUUCACCAAUGCUGCGUACUCAUUACUACUUCCCAUCAACAACCUGGCCUGCUGCACAGCCUGUCGACUCGCACCUGUGGAGUUUGAGUGCUACCUGAAGAUGUUCUGGACAGGAAGUGUCCCUUCAGGGAAGGAUUUCCAGGACUCUAAUGAGUGGAUUUUGAACGUGGGUUCUCCUGUAAAAUGUUGUACACUAAUUAAGCAGGCCCUCCGAGUACUCUACAACAAUCAGUCCUUGUACAGAAAUUCAAGAUGUUGGAGUACACUCAUCACAAUUUUGGGCAGUAGUCCUAUUUUGGAGCAGAAUGGUCUCCUAACUACUCUCACUCUGAGAGAACCACCAUCUUCCUUCAGACAGAUGGUGUGGGAUGUGUCCUUUGGCAUUUUAGAAGAAUUGAGAUUGAAAGUCAAUGUUUCUUUGCCUUCAAAUGUAUUUUAUGGUUCUUUAAACCUUGAGGCUUGUUUUCUUCUCACCAUUCAAGCUGUGCUUCAGAUGCUGAUAACUGACUUGCCAUGGUUGACUUCUUUUCUUGAAAUUAUGUUAGCUUUUGGGUGCCCAAGAUGAAAUAAUCUCUACACCUGAAACACUUCCCCCUUCUCUCAGUCUACUGCCAAAUCUAUGUCUUCUGAAAUCCUAACUAUCCUUCAAGACUAGUUCAAAUGAUGCUAACUCCAUGAAAUCUCUUCUACUCCCUGAAUAUUUCCACUAAACUCCUAAAGAGGAAAUGAUACUUUCUUUCAUCUGGCCUUCCCCAAAGUACUUGUCUUUGACAUUGUAGUUUUUAUACAUAUGCAUAAAAUGCAACGUAUAAAAUGCAGUGUAAGUGGAUAAAAGUACUGAGUUUGGGUCAUCCAAGAUGGGGAAGAGGUACAGCAAUCUCCAUACCCCACAACUCUUUUAAACAGAUUUAGAAAAUGUACAGGUCAAAUUCUGAUGAGGAAAUAAAAAGAAAAAAUGACAGCAAGUGAUUUUUUCCCCGCCUAGAUAAAGAUAAGGGAGACAGAUUUGUGGAUAUUGGGUAUAGCAUCUGGCCAGAAGCAUGACAGGUGAUUCAGUCUUAGCUUAAGGACAGAUGGUGCAUCCAGAGUUAACUGCUAGCUCUGUUGCUCACUGUCUAGUUCCAGAUCAUAGAUCCAGAAAAGACUAAAGAGGGGACCCAUAUCUACAUGUUGCAUUCCAAAUGAGAAAUAGUUGAUAAUCUCAGGCUGUAUACCAAACAAAGAGAUCAUCCAGUGGAUGAAGUAACUGAGAGACAAAGGACAGGACAUGUAUGUUUGCCUUUAUGUCACUUCACUAAUCCUGCAGAGAAGAACCUAGCAUUCAUCUGGGCCCAGUUCUGAUCCCCUAGAAGUCCCUUGGGACAGAGAACCAACACUUUUAAUCAUGAGUUGCCCAACAUGGAGGGACCGCGACCUGACUGAGAUUCUUUGAGAUUUAUCCUCCAAGGAAGUUGCUGUCAAAGGGGAGGAAAAGGUUACAUAAAGAAUAGUAGUGGAAAAUAAGGAAAAAAGGACUGGGAAGGUCUCAGGAAGAAGAAGAAAACUUAAAGACCUUGAGCAUAUGCAGAUAAAUCAAUAGGCAAGAUACUAAUAGCAGAAGGUUAUGUGGCCUCCAGAUCAAAUUAGUUCGGGUAUCUAUAAACAAGUAUUAUCAGACAAAGGAAAAUUAUUCUGGUGAAACAGGACUUUGAGGGAUAGGAGACUAUUGCAGGAUGUAACAGAAUGUUUAAAAUAAGAAUUGUGAAAAUAAGAUAUAUAGUCUACUCAGCAGAAAUAAUUGGCAGGAUUAGAAAUUUUUUUAAAAGAAUCCAUGGUGGCAAGUCUCACUAAAGAAACGAGAAGGGAUAGCUAAUAUAAGUAUACAGAAAUGAAGGACAGUCUGAAACCAAUAACAAAGGAAAGCAUUAUCCUCAAUACAAGCAAAAGUUAAUUGAUCUUCAACACAAGAUGAGUAGAGAUAAUUUAAGAAUUAGAGGGCUUCCUAAAAAAUAUGACAAGUCAAAAUACCUCAACACUAUAAUGUGAAAAAUAAUAUAAGAAACUGUCCAGGCCAUCCAAACAAAACAAAAGUACCAAUUCAAAGAAUCCAUAGGUUACAUUGUAAUCUCCAAGACAAUUAGUAGUUAAAUUUAACCAUUCCACUGACAAAUGAUUCUAUAUUUCUAUAAGCAACCAGGAGAAAGACCUUCAAAUAGAAAGGGAAGGAAAUUUAAAUUUUUGUUACUGAUGUUCAUUCAUUUCAGUUAUGUCGGACUCUUCAUGAUCCCAUUUGCGUUUUCCUUGGCAAAAAUCGUGGAGGAGUUUGCCAUUUACUUCUGCACCUCAUUUAUGGAUGAGGAAGCUGAGGCCAACAGAGUGAAAUAAUUUGUCCAGGGUCAUACAACUAGUAAGUGACUAAGGCUGAAUUUGAACUCUAGAAAAUUAGUCUUCCUGACUUCAGACCUGGCACAGUAUCUAGCAUAUCACCUAACUGUAAUUUUGAAUAAAUUUAAGACUAUUCUGAACCACUGAAAACCAAAGGAGAGAAUGAAAUGUCAUCUAAAGAGCAAAGGAACUCGAUACAGUCCAAGAUUAUUUACUCUACAAAUCUGAGUUUAACCAUAAAUGAAAAAAAGAUAAAAUCUUCAGUCAAAAAGAGACAUUUGAAACAUUACUUCAAAGAAAACCAGACCCCCCUAAAAUUAGUUAUUUCUCAAAUACCCAAGGUACCAGAAAUAUCAUGAAGAGAUAGUCCUUGAAGAGAUUUCUUUCAAAAUGUAUACAAAGAAACAUGAACAAAAGCAGAAGUCAAAUAGAAGUGGUGAUAGAGAAACAGGAAUGAAACCUAUCGUACAAAACCUCAUAAUGCUUUACCUAUAAGAAAAUCACUGUUUUAUGUGGGACUAAUUACAGAAUGGGUGAAGACAAGGUGAAAGAGGAAGAAGGUAGAAGAGGAUUGUAUGACAUAGUCACUUAAAAACUAAUAAUAAAGGGAAAAUAACUCUUGUGGUCUUUCAGGAAGAAAGUUUUAAUUCUUGAAGAAUGCAGAUAUGAAGGAUUAAAUAAUUAUAAUCACAAGUGAAACAAAAGUGUAGAGCAAACAAAAUUCAUAAGCAAUGAAGAGAAUGAAUAAAGAAAUCUUUUUAAAGAAAAAAAGCAGAAAAUGACAUUUCAAAAACUAUGAAACAAAAGGAAGGGGGAGGAAGAAGGUUAUUACUUGAGUAUUCGUAGAGAAGAAUUAACUAGGUUAUUUAUAUUACAUGUAUGUGUGUGUGUCUAUAUAUAAGAGGGGGGAGGGGGAAAGGGAGAGGAGACUGAUUAAUAAUCAAAACCAAGAGGUAACAAGUGAGGAAAUGGGCCUUCAGGAUGAAAGGAAAAGAGCCUGUAGGAAUAGGAUUACCUUAAAUUAAAGAAGGGAUAUAGUACUGUCUUUACAGAGGAAGAGGAAAAAAUGGGCUAAUUUGAAGAAGAAGAAACUUAGAGACAAAUGGAGGAAAUAUCAUAACUUUAAGUGUGUAUGGAAGAAAGAAUCCAAUAGAACAAUAAAAUAACAGAUUGAAUCUGUCCCCCCCACAAAACAUGAAAAAGAAAGACCCAGAGUAGAAAUGAGGAACAUAAAAGCAGGUAUUGCUAUAGUCAAGCUGUCAGAAACGCAAAAACUUUUAAUAUGUUAAGUGGUGUGUGUAGUAUCCCAAAAAUUCUUUCUGCAGUUUUAAGCUGUUAUAACAGUUAAAACCACAGGUGCACUAAAACUUUUGGGGACAUUGAAAAUAAAAUAGGCAUGUAGUGAUGGCUGAAUGCCCUUAUCUAUAAAUGUGAAUCAAGUUUGUUACCUUAUUAUAUUCUUAAAUGCUGUUUUCAGAUACCUCUGUAGAUAUUAAGUUAGGGAGAAAAGGAAAGAGAGAAAAAGAAUUACAAUGAAAUGUUUGCUAUGGCAGUACAUUAAAAUUUUUUUAAUUAAAAAAACUUUCCUAGAAAAAUUUCUGGGCACUAAAGCUGUUUUUGGAAGGCCUCUUGUACCGAAUGCCUGUUCUUCAUGAUGUUGUCAGUAUGAUUG